AUGAGAACAAAUAAAAUUGAGCACGAAGUCGAAUCAUAAUUAUAUUCUACAUUUGAAAAAUUUCAUUUAAUAUUAGAUAAAACCAAAAAGCCCUUGAGAAAUAUAUAUAUCAAAUGGAUAAAAAAAAAUUUAGUGUGGAAAUUCUACAAAAAUUAAGUUUUAGAUUCCCUAAAAAUAGAUCCAUAAUAUUUUUGUCUUUCAAAGUUAUUAAUUUUGGGGAGAAAGUGA
Messenger RNA from Paramecium octaurelia, 228 nucleotides. NCBI's taxonomy places the organism in Eukaryota, Ciliophora, Oligohymenophorea, Peniculida, Parameciidae. The record is from the annotation of a GenBank genome assembly.